Cercocebus atys (sooty mangabey) is the source of this 3704-nucleotide messenger RNA. RefSeq names its product kinase suppressor of ras 2 (gene KSR2). The record is from RefSeq and is a predicted model, not a curated record. Gene Ontology annotation, molecular function: ATP binding; protein kinase activity. The coding region runs from base 297 to 3704 and encodes 1135 amino acids. NCBI's taxonomy places the organism in Eukaryota, Metazoa, Chordata, Mammalia, Primates, Cercopithecidae. Gene Ontology annotation, biological process: protein phosphorylation. The transcript has 21 exons.
CUGGUUUGCUUCUGAGAAACAGCAUCUCUCCUUUUCAGGGACCAGAGACUCAGAGAGGAGACAUUCUAAUGGAGUCCGCUUGAUACCCCAAAAUAAAAUAAUAAAUUUUGGCUCUUGUCCCCUCCUCCCACUCCCACCCCCUCAACCCUGUGUGAGAUGUUGGAUUUCUUCUUCAUGAGACAUUGUUGAGAAGUCGCAGUGGUUGGAGAGGCGGAGGGGUAGACUACCUCUACUCCCCCCCCCCCCUUUUUUCUCUCUGGGAGGAGGAGGAGGGGAAGGGGGUUGCAGAGCAAGCGAUGGAUGAGGAAAACAUGACGAAAAGCGAGGAGCAGCAGCCUCUGAGUUUGCAAAAAGCCUUACAGCAGUGCGAACUGGUCCAAAACAUGAUAGACUUGAGCAUCUCCAACCUGGAAGGUCUUAGGACCAAAUGUGCUACCUCCAACGACCUCACACAAAAAGAAAUCCGGACCCUGGAGGUAGGUGUUGCCUACAGAAAAAAAAAAAAAAAAAAAGCAAUCCUUCUUUCCCCCUCCUUUCUCCCCACGGUCCCCUUUCCCUCUGACUCUGUUUAUUGGGGGCUGGGGGUGAUGGUGCGGGCAAGCAAGGUGGGCACGGUUUGCUUUUCUGUGAUUUCUCUCCUUGCACAGCCUGCAUUGGAUAUCCUUUUACUGUGCUGCUGUCGUCUGCGCUUGGCUGGGUGGUGCUGGGCCGCUAAGCGCCAGGGAUGUUAUGACAAUGGUCGCCCUGGCAACGGCGGGAAGGCGUUGGGGCUGCCGGCUGUGGCUGCCGCGAUUUCAUUACCCGCAUGGGAGCAAAGCUUGGUGGAAGUAUUCAGGGCCGGGCAGCUGGUUCCUGCAAAAGAGGGUGGCCUUGCAGGAGCGAACGCGGAGCGGGCGAUGGCUUCCCCCGUUACGCACUGGUUUCCCGGAUCGUCGGAUUGUGCGCAAGGGAAGUUCGGAGUGGCUGGGGGCCCCUGUGUCCUGGCCCCUCGCGAUGGCAGCAGCUACCCCUGGGGUUUCCUGAAGACCAGUGUGAGGCCUGGACUCUGCAGCCGGAGAAGAAAGGAAGCAGAGUGGGGCCCAGCCAUCAGCGCACCUGCCUUUUCCUGUGCUUGCUCUGAGUGUGUGCUGGGAUUUCAGAUGAGUCCCUGCAGAGCAGGAGGCACUGGGAGCCAUGAAAUCUCCCCGGGCCAGCUGAGCCUGGAGGACCUCUUGGAGAUGACGGAUGAACAGGUGUGCGAGACUGUGGAGAAAUACGGAGCCAACCGGGAGGAGUGUGCCCGCCUCAAUGCCUCCCUCUCCUGCCUCAGGAAUGUCCACAUGUCAGGAGGCAACCUUUCCAAACAAGACUGGACCAUCCAGUGGCCCACGACAGAGACGGGGAAGGAGAACAAUCCCGUGUGCCCCCCGGAGCCCACCCCGUGGAUCCGCACCCAUCUCUCCCAGAGCCCCAGGGUCCAGUCCAAGUGCGUCCAGCACUAUUGUCACACCAGCCCCACUCCCGGGGCCCCUGUGUACACUCACGUGGACAGGCUUACCGUGGACCCCUACCCGGGCUUGUGCCCGCCCCCGCCCCUGGAGUCGGGCCACCGUUCCCUGCCCCCAUCGCCCCGGCAGCGGCACGCGGUCCGCACCCCGCCGCGCACCCCCAACAUCGUCACCACCGUGACCCCGCCGGGCACGCCGCCCAUGAGGAAGAAGAACAAGCUGAAGCCCCCGGGGACCCCACCACCCUCCUCCCGAAAGCUGAUACACUUGAUCCCGGGGUUCACCGCGCUGCAUCGGAGCAAAUCCCACGAGUUCCAGCUGGGGCACCGCGUGGACGAGGCCCACACGCCCAAAGCCAAGAAGAAGAGCAAACCCUUGAACCUCAAGAUCCACAGCAGCGUAGGCAGCUGCGAGAACAUCCCCUCUCAGCAGCGCUCCCCGCUGCUGUCCGAGCGCUCCCUCCGCUCCUUCUUUGUGGGACACGCACCUUUCCUGCCUUCCACCCCUCCUGUGCACACCGAGGCCAACUUCUCUGCAAACACACUGUCUGUGCCACGUUGGUCCCCGCAGAUCCCUCGCAGAGAUCUCGGCAACUCCAUCAAGCACAGGUUUUCCACCAAGUACUGGAUGUCUCAGACAUGCACAGUCUGUGGGAAAGGGAUGCUUUUUGGCCUCAAGUGUAAAAACUGCAAGUUAAAGUGCCACAACAAAUGCACCAAAGAAGCCCCACCCUGUCAUCUUCUGAUCAUCCACCGAGGAGAUCCAGCAAGGUUAGUCCGGACAGAGUCCGUUCCAUGUGACAUCAACAACCCUCUACGGAAGCCACCUCGGUAUUCAGACCUGCACAUCAGUCAGACGCUCCCCAAAACCAACAAAAUCAACAAGGACCACAUCCCUGUCCCUUACCAGCCAGACUCCAGCAGCAACCCCUCCUCCACGACGUCCUCCACGCCCUCCUCGCCAGCACCCCCUCUCCCUCCUAGUGCCACGCCGCCUUCUCCCCUACACCCUUCCCCGCAGUGCACACGGCAGCAGAAGAACUUCAACCUGCCAGCAUCCCACUACUACAAAUACAAGCAGCAGUUCAUCUUCCCAGAUGUGGUGCCGGUGCCGGAGACGCCGACCCGGGCGCCCCAGGUCAUCCUGCAUCCGGUGACCUCGAAUCCAAUCUUGGAAGGAAAUCCAUUACUUCAAAUUGAAGUGGAGCCAACGUCGGAGAAUGAAGAGGUCCACGAUGAGGCCGAGGAGUCAGAGGAUGACUUCGAGGAGAUGAAUCUGUCCCUCCUCUCGGCCCGGAGCUUCCCACGCAAGGCCAGCCAGACCAGCAUCUUCCUUCAGGAGUGGGACAUCCCCUUUGAGCAGCUGGAGAUCGGUGAACUCAUUGGAAAGGGCCGCUUUGGGCAAGUGUACCACGGCCGCUGGCAUGGCGAGGUGGCCAUCCGGCUGAUUGACAUUGAGAGGGACAACGAGGACCAGCUCAAGGCCUUCAAGCGGGAGGUGAUGGCCUACAGGCAAACGCGGCACGAGAACGUGGUGCUUUUCAUGGGCGCCUGCAUGAGCCCGCCUCACCUGGCCAUCAUCACCAGCCUCUGUAAGGGACGGACGCUCUAUUCUGUCGUGAGGGACGCCAAAAUCGUCUUGGAUGUCAACAAAACCAGGCAGAUUGCUCAAGAAAUUGUGAAGGGCAUGGGCUACCUCCAUGCCAAGGGAAUCCUGCACAAGGACCUCAAGUCAAAGAAUGUCUUCUACGACAAUGGCAAAGUGGUCAUCACGGACUUUGGACUCUUCAGCAUUUCUGGGGUGCUGCAGGCUGGCAGACGGGAGGACAAACUGCGCAUCCAGAAUGGCUGGCUGUGCCACCUGGCACCAGAGAUCAUCCGCCAGCUGUCCCCCGACACAGAGGAGGAUAAGCUCCCCUUCUCCAAGCACUCUGACGUCUUUGCCCUUGGCACAAUUUGGUAUGAACUCCACGCCAGGGAAUGGCCUUUCAAGACCCAACCGGCAGAGGCAAUAAUAUGGCAAAUGGGCACAGGCAUGAAACCCAACCUCAGCCAGAUUGGCAUGGGAAAAGAAAUCUCGGACAUUCUUCUCUUCUGCUGGGCCUUUGAACAAGAAGAGAGACCUACCUUCACCAAGCUCAUGGACAUGCUGGAGAAACUGCCAAAGCGAAACCGCCGCCUAUCUCACCCUGGACAUUUCUGGAAGUCUGCAGAGUAG